AUGAAUUCUUUGAUAGUUUCACCCAUAUUUACUGAGUUCAUCUUCUCGAUCGAUCUGAAACUCAACCCUUACACGCGAAACAAAGCGUGUGCUGGUCAGGAGAAGGAAAACUCUGACUUCAAACUUCCGCUGCCUUGCGGCAUACCUGUUCAUGGGAAAGGCUAUGGGAGCAAAUCCAGACAGAAAACUACACUCCACCACCUGAGUUGCGGUCCAGUAAUAUCAGGUGCCGGUCCAAAUCCAAAAAAGUAUGCACAUACCGGCUCGGACGUCGCCCGGGUGAACAAGGUCCGCGCUGCAGCUUUGGGGACUAGAGGCUGCAGUGUAAAGUAUGCUACUGAGUCCCAGAAAGAUAGACUGAAGAUGGGGUUGACAGUUGGAGUUUGGAAUGUCAGGUCAUUGUGGCAGACAGGGGCUUACGCUUUGAUGAAGAAAGAACUUGAACGAUUCAGAUAUGAUGUGGUUGGUCUGUGCGAGGUCCGAUGGACAGGAGGUGGAGAAAUGGAAGGUGGGAAGAUAUUAUGGUCUGGAACAGAGAGGGAGCACGUCUAUGGAGUUGGAAUGGUUAUUGGCGAAAAAGCAAAAAAAGCACUGUUAGAGUACAAUCCAGUGAAUGAAAGAAUAAUGUAUGCGAGGUUUAAGGGAUACCCGAGAGACAUUGAUGUGGUAGUGGCCUAUGCUCCAACAAUGGAUCACUCGGAUGUAGAAAUCGAGGCAUUCUACGAUCAACUGGAGCAAACAUUGAAUGUACUGCCAAAGAAAGAUGUUAAGAUAAUCACCGGAGAUUGA
Molecule: messenger RNA, 789 nt
Organism: Helobdella robusta
Lineage: Eukaryota; Metazoa; Annelida; Clitellata; Rhynchobdellida; Glossiphoniidae
Exons: 3
Coding region: 1-789 (262 amino acids)
Source: RefSeq, a predicted model, not a curated record